UAGGAUGUGUACAUUGCUUAUUAUAUAAUAAAAAUGUUUACGCAAUGUUAGUUAUGGAAUAGUUACUUUUUUAGUUAGUAUAAAUUAUUCAUAUAACUCUAUUUUUCAGAAUGAAACAGAAAAUGUCAAACAGGCAUAUUCAUUUCAAGGGUAUGUACAUUGCAACAAAAAUGUUAAUACUAACGACGACUUCGAUAAUAAUAUUGCUGAUUUACCUUCAGUUAGAUUUAACGUUGUCGUGGCAUUUGGAGAAAGAAUCGAUCAAUACAAGCUCAAACUUAUUCAAAAGCACAUGUAAUGGAGCUUUAUUUCCAGUUCAAGUGAACACAGAGAGCAAUUGGGGACCAGUCGACCAAAACAGAACGAUUUUUGUAAUUUCUGCGUAUUACGUUGGAGAACGAGAACGGAUUUUUGUCAUUGGUUCCAAGCCAUUCCAAGAAGUCACAGUAAUUUGUCAACUUUGGUUUACUAGUUUAGACAAGAAAUCCAGAUCAAUUCGGCAAACAAAUGCCAAAGUAGUGGCUCCGAGUGGUGCGACUGGAUACAAUUACACAUCUACAAUUUUUGAAUGUAAUUUGGAAUCAGCCGAACAGCCUACGCACGUUUCUCUCGUGGUAAAUUCCUGUGAAAAUCCUUUAAAUCUUGUAAAAGUACGGGAAGCAUCGAAACCUGCAAAAUAUCAGCGUCGUUUUACAGUGUGCUUAUCUCCAAUGUUCCAAUUUGAUGAAGUGUUCCGGCUUGUUGAAUGGAUUGAAUUCAACAGAAUACUUGGCGCUGAAAAAUUUCUGUUGUACAACUACUCAACCGGUGUUAACGUAGAAAAAGUGAUCGGCUAUUACGUGAAUUCAGGAACAGUUAAAGUCAUCCAAUGGGAUAUACCUUUUCCGCCUGAAAACAACAUAGAAUAUUUUGCUCAGAAAGCUGCUUUAAACGACUGCAUUUUCAGAAAUAAAAAUGUUUCGGAAUUUGUCAUUAAUAUUGAUAAGGAUGAAUAUGUCAUUCCACAUGCAGAAGACCUAAUAAACUGGUCUCAGAUGAUCAAACUAUUUGAUAAAAACUAUGCAGGGUAUCUAAUAAGGCAUACCUUUUUCAGACUAGACUGGAAAAUAAAAAAUCAGAACUUUUCAGAAAGACAGUAUGCAGAGGCUCACGAUUUAGUUACAUUGACACAUUUUGAGCAUGAGAAAAAGAUAUGGCCAGCUUGCCACCGGUCAAAGUAUUUUGCUCGAACGGCUUAUGUUGAGUUUGGAAAUAUUCAUGAGAUACCACGUGGAAGAAUUUUCACUGUUCCUACGAAUAUUGCAUUACUGCAUCACUAUCGAAUAUAUGGGGACCCAAAGCAAUAUGAAAAGGUCAAGGACUUUACUGUUCUGUUGAAAUAUGGCCAUACUCUCACGCGUAAUGUGCAAAAAAUAUGGAAAGCACUUUCAGUUAGCAAUAAUAUUCAUCGUAACUUAUCAUUAAUGAACUUAAAUUCAGCCGACUCUGGUUUAAGGAAAUUUAAAACUUUCUAAAUGUUCACGAUAUUAUUUCUAAAGGCUGUUAGUGAAAAAGAAGCUUUACAGGUCCCUGUCUGCUAUUUUGUUAAACAUGGGAUUUUGAUGAAAAAAUAGCGGCCACCAGAUGUCCCUGCUGAUGAUGAAUGGACAGUUAAUUACCAGAUUGUGGUCCCAAAAUUUUAUCGUCAGGAAUUUUUUUCUCUGGCUUAUAAAACGCCCAUGUUAGGUCAUUGCGGUGUAAAUAAAACAUACCAAAAGAUCUUGAAUCAUUUUUAUUGGCCUAAAUUGAAAUAUGAUGUGUCUAAAUUUUGUAGGUCUUGCCAUACAUGUCAAAUGGUAGGCAAACCCAAUCAGAAAAUACCUUAGGCACAUCUCCAGCCAGUACCCGAAUUUGAUGAGCCUUUCAGUAACUCGACACCAAUUAACAACAUCCAUAUAGAAUGAACCCAUCAAAACAAAAUCAUCUAAAAGAAGAAAUUCAAUAUUUGUUAAACAAUGAUUUCAUUGAACCCAGUAACAGUGAAUGCAGUUCGCCAGGUAUUCUUGUUCCAAAAUCUGACAAAUAUUACCGCCUGUAUACAGAUUAUAGGAAAGUUAACAGCAUCACAAAACUGAUUCAUUUCCAAUAUCUAGAAUUGAUUAUUGUAUAGAUAAAAUUGGACAGGCAAAAUAUGUAACAAAAUUUGAUUUGUUGAAAGAGUAUUGGCAAGUUCCUCUAACUAAAAAAUUAAAACAAGUUUCAGCCAUGGUUACACCGUUUGCAUUUCAUGUUACGAAGUUCGGUAUGAAAAACUUGCCUGCAACAUUUUAACGACUUGUAGAUUCAAUCAUUUCUGGACUUAAAGGAUGUGAUGGAUACAUUGAUGGUGUAAUCAUUCACCUCCGACACUUGGAAAAGCCAUUUACAGGCCAGCAGAUAUUUCUUCAGGAGAGUCAGUGAAGCAAAGAUGCAAUCAAUCUAUCAAAAAGUGAAUUUUGUAAAGCUUGUGUUGUUUUUAGGUCAUGUUGUGGGACAGGGUCAAGUAAAACCUAUUAAUGCAAAGGUUGAAUCAAUCUCUGAUUUUCCAGUUCCAUCCAAUAAAAGACAACAUAUGCCUUUUCUCGGUAUGGCUGGAUAUUACAGAAAAUUUUGUCCAAAUGUUUCUACUAUUGCUGAACCUUUAACCAAUUUACUUUCUAAAAAGUCAAAUUUUGUCUGGAAUGAUAAAUGUCAAAAAUCAUUUGAAAAUAUAAAGGCCAUUCUUAAAGGUGAACCAGUUCUUUUGGCACCAAAUUUUGACCAACCUUUUAAGUAAGCAGUAGAUGCUACUGAUAUUGGUGCUGGAGAGGUAUUGCUACAAGAAGACAUUUCUGGGAUAAAUAAUCCUGCUUUUAUUUCUCAAAGAAAUUUAACAAACAUCAGAGAAAUUACUCUACUAUUUAAAGAGAGUUUCUAGCUCUUAUUUUGGCUAUUCAGCACUUUGAAGUCUAUUUAAGUGCAGUCACAUACCUUAUUGUUGUUUCAGUGACCACAACACUUUCACUUUCAUUAACAAAAUGAAAAACAAAAAUCAGAGAUUGCUUAGAUGGAGUCUUUCACUCCAAGAGUAUAACUUGGAUAUUUAGCACAUCAAGGGCAAAAAUAAUGUUGUAGCAGAAGCUCUAUCCAGGAUUUGAACCAAUGGUUCUAUAUGUUAUAAAUAAUGGUAUUUAGUAUAUGUGCUAUAACUGUUAAAUGAUAUAUUAAUUAAAUGUAUUAUAAUCAAAAAAAGAUAAAUUAAGAACAUGUGUGAAAAUUGUAAUACUAAUAUAUUUCUUUUCAAUGCACUAAGUAUGUUUCAUUUGUAUGAUAUGUUGUAAAAUUAAAAGCAAGUUUUAUCAAACUUUAUUUUUUUAGGUUGGGAGGUGUUAUGUAUAGAUAAGUUUUCUCAUUUUUACCUAAGGCAAAACGCUGUUUACUGACCUUGUUUUAUGACAUUAUUCUGUAUUUACUACAAAAUUCUCCUUUAAUUUAGAAAAUUCCACAAGUAAUGUAUCAAUUAUUGAUACACAGUGUGUUCAGUUAUUUUUAGAAAAGACUGUCCGGAAAUUUCUUAUAAUUCUUAUUGUUACCUGAAAAUUCUGGAACCUUCCAUGACACAAUAUACAGUCAGAUGUUUUAGAUUGAAAUAGAACCUAAGAACAUAAGAAGCUUAACUGUAGAUAUUGAUGAAACUUUUCUGUAUUGUUACCAGUUUGGAUAUUUAAUAUUAGGAAGGAUUAUUUGAAGGAUUUACAUUAAAGAUUUCUGGAUUUAAAACGUUAUCUUUGAAAAUAGGAAUUAUAAAUUUUGGAUACUUUUUAGCUGUGUGAAACGUUGUGGAAUUCAUUCUGACAAGAUUUAAAUUUGACCUGGACAGGAUUUGGACUAUUUUAGUUAUUAGACUGGUUUAUAAUGUUUUUUUCAUUUUCAAAGGUAUUUGGAUUUUUAUUUAAGUUCAUGAAUAAAAUUUUGUUAUUGUUAUAGUAUCUUGUUUUUCUGUUACUUUUCUUCACUGUAACAAGAAAUUGUUAA
Molecule: messenger RNA, 4032 nt
Organism: Mercenaria mercenaria
Lineage: Eukaryota; Metazoa; Mollusca; Bivalvia; Venerida; Veneridae
Exons: 2
Coding region: 111-1514 (467 amino acids)
Source: RefSeq, a predicted model, not a curated record